GUUUGUCCGCCGCAAAAAGAAAUUUGACUUUUCGAUAAACAGCGAUGGAAUUGCUGUGUCUCUGCAGUAUUCCACCAAAAAGAAGGAGACCAGCAACACACAAUCGGGCACCAGUCGAUUGGACAUCAUUGACAUGUUGAAGGCGGGCAAAUUCAAAAGAUUGGGAGGUACAGAUUCAGGCAUGCGGAACUGGAAUACCACAACAAUACAUGACAUUGAUACUUGCAAAGAAAUCAACUUUGUAAAAAAGAGCAAGCAGUUCCAUUGGGAGACACAUCAAAACGUUCGAAACGCAAAAGCGAAGCGAUUUACAAAACAUUUCAUCGAGAAAGAAAGACAAGAUCAAGAGAAUCGUGAGCUGUACGCAAUGAUGCCAUCACCAAAAUGUUCACAGUGGCUGAGCUAUAUUAAGCAUCGAGUUAAGAUGACCAAACAUGGAAUCGAAGCUUACUCGACUGCAAAGAACACUAGACUCGCCUUGGAGAAAUACAUUAGGAGCAACAAAGCUAUCGACGGAUUUGUGAACAAGAUCACCAAUAAGGAACCGACUCUGUUAUUCCAUGGUGCUGAUGACAAAGUACCACCUGAUUGCCUGAUAAGAAUUAAAAAACACGUGCGGUGUCCGGGUGUACGCAAACUGAUGCAGGCAUAUAAGAAGCGACCAUACAUUGUUGUCGUGCCGGUGGACGAAUGGGGAACAUCUCAAACAGACGCAAGAUGUAUGUGCCGAUUCCAAAACCAAAUCGACUGAAUUCAUGAUGUAUCG
Messenger RNA from Contarinia nasturtii (swede midge), 766 nucleotides. RefSeq lists its product as uncharacterized. Bases 134 to 751 code for a protein of 205 amino acids. NCBI's taxonomy places the organism in Eukaryota, Metazoa, Arthropoda, Insecta, Diptera, Cecidomyiidae. The record is from RefSeq and is a predicted model, not a curated record. The transcript is spliced from 2 exons.